Molecule: messenger RNA, 1093 nt
Organism: Leptomonas pyrrhocoris
Lineage: Eukaryota; Euglenozoa; Kinetoplastea; Trypanosomatida; Trypanosomatidae
Exons: 1
Coding region: 89-1093 (334 amino acids)
Biological process (GO): rRNA methylation
Source: RefSeq, a predicted model, not a curated record
AGCGAGGCAGCCAAGUGGAGCCGCUAAAGCUUUUGCAGACAGACACACACACACGCAAGAACAGCAGUACAACACAAAUACGCACGCCAUGCUGCGUAUUCCUGCCACAGCGGGCCUGCUGCGCCGCACACGACUGCUGCUGGCCUACAACAAAUCCAGCGGCUAUCGCUGGAGUCCCAUUCCGAAGCCGCCGCCUGCGCACUAUGACCGACUCUACGGUGUACACGCUGUCUUGAAUACUUUGCGGGUGGCGGCGGCAGCGGCUCAGCAGCAGCAGCGGAACGCGCUGUCUUCCGCAGGUUCUUCCGAUGCUCCGGCAGAAGCUGCAGGGAAGGGGAAGGAGAGCAGGGAAGGUACAGCAGAAGCUCAUAGCAGCCAGCGCACGGCAUUAUCGUCUGCAGCGGCGUCGAGCCCGCACGUUGGCGGCCCCUCCUCAUUGCAUCCCCACCGUGGCCACUUGUCGUGUCUGUACGUGCGUGAUUUCAGCCUGGAGGAGGAGGAGGAGGACGGAAGCAACGGCAAGCGUGGCCGAUCUGCGCACAAGACGGUGAGCGUGGCAGGCAGAAGGAGGAGGAAAGAGAAGGUGAUCCCUGCGCGGUACACCGCCGUGCGCUGCAUCGCCGCUCUCGCCAAGUCGCUCGAGGUGCCGAUCCGAUUUGUGCCUCGAAGCGAGUUGGUGCAGCUGUGCGGGGAGCGGCGCAAUCAAAACGUGGUGCUGGAGGCCUCCACCUACGCCCCGCUCGAAGUGGGACGCCUCGCCGACGUCUGGCGACGCAGCACCGACGGCGCUGAGGACACUCAGGUGGAAGGCGGCAGCGACAGCAGUGCCCCGAGUUUGAAGUCUGCCUCCGCCUCGACACGCAGGGAGCUGGUCCUUUUCUUGGACCGCAUUCUCGAUCCCACCAACGUCGGCGGCAUCCUGCGCACCGCCUUUUUCUUCGGCGUCGACCACGUUAUUCUGAGUCGGGACUGUGCCGCAUGCACUCGCGACGGUGUCCCGCACCAGCACCGGAUUCUUGGAACACCUACACGUGCAUCGCGCUACGGUGCCGACCGCAGACUUCUUGCGCAUCUCGCGGAUGGACGGCGGUGA